Monascus purpureus is the source of this 1504-nucleotide messenger RNA. The record is from the annotation of a GenBank genome assembly. Lineage: Eukaryota; Fungi; Ascomycota; Eurotiomycetes; Eurotiales; Aspergillaceae.
CUCAAUAAUUAUGCAGGUUGGGCAGAUCUGCACCCGAUUUGUGCAGCGACUCUUCACGUGAUCGUGACAGAUCAGGUGACUGAACAGGCCAUGCUCUCUGCCAGCCAAUCAUGGACGGCAAAUAACCAAGCACUGCCCGUUGCUGCUUCAACGCUCUUCAAAGUCAAAAGGUUCAAUUCAAAUCAGAGUUCAAAGCUUCCCAGCUAUGUAAUCAGCUAUGUAACAAUAGCAAGCUAUCAUGUGGUCGUGCCCCUCAUCUCCAGUUGGCUGGAUUCCCGGAGGAAUGGGCGAACCAUCCUCCAUCUUCCCACUCGCUCUCGAGCAUCAACCUUGAGACGCAUCUGUUAAAUAGCUUCGACAGUCUUGAGGACAUGGUUCAGCUUUCGCAGCUGAUUUCCAGAACCCUGCAGGUUGUUGUCGUCUUCAUUGCGAUUAUUCUUGCUCUUUUCUACAGCUCCCACAAGCCAGCAGAUCCCAUGGCAGACCCUAAGCAGUCGCCAAAGCCGUGGGCAGACGGCCCGCUGCCCCUGGUAAAGACACCAAUGUAUCAGACGGGCAAGGUCAGUAUACAAAUGAGAAGCAGUAGCGUUUCUUCCAGGCGAUUAUUGAUUGUGUAUCUGUGCCUUCCAGGAUGACGUCUUCACCAAAGGUGCAUCGCACAUGGCGCUCCUCCACAAUGCCAUCCUCCGCGGAUACAACACCAUCUAUCUUCAGGCACCCCACGUGAAGCCAGUCGAUUAUGCGGAUUUCAUCGGGUAUAGCCUUACAUGGUUCAACUUUGUCAAGAAACACCAUGAUGAUGAGGAAGCGGAGCUCUUCCCCAAGGUCGAGGAAAUCGUGGGUCAAAAAGGGGCAUUGGCCAAGGCCUACGAGGAACAUCAUACAUUCAUGGAAGGCCUCGUCAAAUUCCAUGACUACCUAGAACCUCUCUCGGAGCAAGGCCAGGAAACCCAAUUCAACGCAUCGACUCUUCUGUCAAUCAUGGACUCGUUCUCGGAAGCCUUCUGCCAUCAUUUCCAUUCUGAAAUUGCUACCAUCGCCGCGCUCUCGGAAACGAAGACUGACAACAAGGAUCUUGCAGCUACCGUUGGUCCUGUGUUCUCCAAAUGGGGCAAGGCCUCCAUCAUGCGCGCUGGCCUCACUGACGUGGUGCCAUUCCUAUUCUUGAACUUUGAUCGUACCGCAGAGGAAGGCAAGUGGGCCAAUUGGCCCCCCAUGCCAGCUCCCAUCCGCUGGGGCCUGGUUAACGUCGGCGGGUUUUGGUACUCGGGCUGGUGGCGGUUCUCCAGCUGUGGAUAUGAUGGGAAGCCACAGACUCUCUACGCGCUGCGUGAGUGAGAGGAUUGAAAUACUCUGCGGGACGGUAUCUGUUUUUGGUGAUUGAGCUUCCUCUUGCUUUGAUAAUGUCAUGAAUUUUUAUAUAACGGCCCAUCUAUGGCCUCUUUUAAUCAGUACCUUCACAUUUCUGCAUUUGAAACUGUCUCACCGCGGAUUAUUCCUCGUC